AACGAAAAAAUAACGAAGGAGAGAUCGAAGAUCUUCCAAGGUAUACACGCGACGUAUACGACAAGGACAAAAGUAUAUUAAAGUUGGAAAGAGAGAGGAACGAACAGAGAACGAAACGGUAGAGAUAAACCGAGGAGAAAGAGAAAGAGAGAGAGAGAGAGAGAGAGGGGCAUGCACGCCGGUGCAACAAAGACGGAGACAAGAGAUCGUACUCGAUGCUCGUCGGGUGAAGUUAGUUAGCAGUCGAUGCGCACACGCCACGCGCUCCGGACGUACGUCGUUUCGUACCUCUCUCCGGUGUCCUGUCGCGUUGUCCGUUCGUUCCUCUCUCGGUUUGUCAACGUGUCCGGUUCGAGGUAGGGAAAUCCGUGACGCUUCCGCUCGAAAGUGAGUCUCUUUCACAACGAUCGACGAACGAUAGAAACUCGGUCGACCGAACACCAUCUCCAUAAUUCUUUCUCGAAGGGGCCGCGUGUGACCGGUUUCGAGUUUCAUAUGAAAACCGAUCUUGCCAGUGCUACUAUAUUGGAAUUCGCGAUGUUCGUGAUAUUUUUGUGACACUGAUUGUGACUCUGAAAUUCGCGUGUAUGACAAGUGUUCUCGAGAUUCAGUUAAUUACGACGUUACCUUAACGGAAAGCUUCGAUGGCUCCUUAUCGACUAGAACGUUCAUUCCUUAUUGGUGUUUGAACGAAACGUAAACACAAGUGGAGAGACUCGUCGAGAUUGUUGUUCUCUAAGAAACGUACGGGACUCUAAGAAACAUUCCUGAAAUUCUGAAUCAGAAGUCGAGGAGCGGUCGGGCGGGAAGGCGCGCGGCGGUAAACUUGCGCGUCGUGCGCGCUCGUUCAAGGAGGACUUCCUGGAGAAGCUCUCCCACAUGCGUUCCCCGGGUAGCGGCAGCGGGGGCGGAGGGAGCGGGGCGGCCACAAGGGCCGCCUCCCCCUCCUCGCCGCGGACGCCGCGGGACAAAAGCGCCCCCGGGUGCACGGCGGACGCCACCCUCGACAAGAACCCCCUCCGUGACCUGCACAUCCACGUGCGACAGGUGCAGCUGGCACUGCUCCACUUCAAGGACGUCGUGUUGAAGAAGAAGCUCGAGAUGCUGCCCGGAAACGGCACCAUAAUCCUCGACCACAUCACCACGAUACACACCGUGUUGAAAUCCUAUUUACUCUACGAGAACAGCUCCACUCUGGGAUCGGCGACGAAUCAGGUGUAUCAAGCUCUAGCACAAUUGUUGAAACUCUGCGACGACGUGUUGCUGCACGGCGACCAGUCCUCCGCGUUGGACACCGAGAACGUGACGCACAUUAUAGGAUUAGUCGAGGAUGCGGUGAAAAACCUGGUCGAUCUUGCGAACGAGAAGAUCGCCAACAGACAGAAACCUGCCGCCGUCGCGACGAGUAAUAGAACGUCGGGUUAUGGAUCGGAAUUGACGCCACAAAGAAAUUCUUUACCCGAUAUCCCGCUAACCCCGAGGGAAAGGCAGAUUUUAGAGCAGACUGCUGCGACUACUAGUCUGGUCCGUAGUUCGCAUAGUUCAGAGUCGAUUUUAAGGGAUUCUAGUCCACCCCCAAAACCACCACUCCCCGAAAGAACUAAUGUGUGUCUGUCGGAGGAAAAUAGUUCUUCCGGCACGCCCCCGCCGUUGCCACCGAAACGAAGAACGAGGGCUCAACAGUUGCUCGACGAGUCCGAAGGUCUUUUAGCAUCUAGUCUUGAUGGUGUCUCCCUACGAAGUAGAUCUCCAGAGGAUUCCUCGUCUCUUUUAAGCGCGUCGGCUGGCAGUUUGGAUUCGGCCCUAAACCAUUCUCGCGACGAGGAUGAGAUACGGGCGAUCAUGGGACCAAACGACGACUCUUUGAACGAUAGUAUGGAUCUCAGCCUGAUGGCUACUAUUCAGGGCAUGCAAGUUAAUGGUAGUUCGAACUGUAGUUGCUGGGACGGUUCCGAAACAAAUCUACCAAGUACCAUGUUAUUAGGUCAACAAACUCCACAAGAAGUGCUUCAACAAUUUACUGGUAUAGAAGGAAAUCGAUUAUCGACCCAAACGCAAGAAUCUGGUUUCGUAUCAAUGCAUUCACAACGAAGUUCAUCCCAAAGUUAUACUACUACUUCCAGUAUAACGUCCAAAAGAUCUUCCCAGCAGAGCAGCAUUAGUUAUAAUUCGCAAACGUUCAAUUCUCAACAAUCGUUUUCGCAAACAAAACUAUCUUCGGAUAGUAACGGGUCUAUUUUCACUCAGAAGACAAUGACUAGUUCGAAGAGUACUGUUAGCACAAAUAUAUCUGGAAGUGGAGAUUCCGCGUUAUUAGAAAAAUUGGUAAAUGAAAUGGAAUCGAUAUCUACAUCGGACGCUAAUGGAGUACCGCCGGCAUUACCAGAAAAACGAUCGAAACGAAGAAAAGAACGUCAGCCAUCGCAGUACGACAAUGUACCUGAAAACGAGCAUUUAUCAACCUGUAGUUUACAUACUAAUAAUGGCGAUAAUCCAGAUGCCAGUAAACCUCCACCACUUCCUCUUAAAAAAAGGCAUAUGUUCCAAUCAGUGGCAUAUUCUGUCAUGGCAUACAUGGAGAUGUUUGGGAAUUGUUCUCACAGUAACAAUGACUUCAUCUCUGGUCUUGGGACCCGCCAUUCAGUGGCAGCUUAUAAUUCAAUGCUAGGUGAAUGGCAAAAUGAUAUGGCCCUUACUACGACACAAUCGUGUUCUUUCAUGGCACAUACUAUGACCACAUUGCACGAUAGUUCAAAUACCUCCAUAACUAUGACACCAUCAGUAACAGAACUAACAAAUAAUUCUAGUCUCCCACCAGCAUUACCACCAAAGAGAUCCCGAUCCAUUAAAUCAAAUGCAACACCUCCACCAAUUUCACCAAAACCUACCAUUAGCAUGCAAAGUAUACAUACAAUUGAGCCAAUCGUAACGUCGACUCCAGUAAAGAUAGAAGAAUCUGGUUGCAUUCAUGAUAAGAAAGAGCUGACACCUUCGACUCCAAUAAAAUUGAAUAAUGUUGCCUUAGAUACAAUAUUACCAUCAUCAAGACCAGCUAGUAAUGCUUUAUCAUCGAUAUCUGUCGAUGAUAAUACUUUGGAAUUAAGAGAUAUCGAUCAAGACGAUAGCAUUUUAGAUGAAUUGGAUAUCAGUAAAUAUUUAGUUUUUAAAAAGCCAGAUGAAGAAGGACCAGAUAUAAGAGGUGGUCAUCCUGAUGCAUUAUUAAUUCAUGCAACUAAAGCUAAUAAACACGAUGAGAAGGAAUCAGACUUUUUGUAUCAAGAAGCAUUUUUGACAACGUAUAGAACAUUCAUGCAACCAUUGGAAUUAAUUCAAAAACUACAUAAACGUCAUCAGCGAUUCUCCUGUUCUGCUGACGUUGUCAAACAAAGAGCAGCUCGUGAAGCAUUUUCUUUAUUAGUUAGAGCUGUUAGCGAUUUAACUAUGUCAGAUUUGGACGAUAUCCUCUUGCAAACUCUAAUGGAAUUCGUGCAACAAUUAGUAUGUAGCGGUGAUCUUACCAUGGCGAAAGCUUUGCGUGUUAAAAUUUUAGAAAAACACGCUGUGAAACAAUUACAAUCUGCACAACCAAUUCUUUCUUCGUUAAGUGUGACAACAAAGCAAGCUUCUCUUCUCGAUUUUAAAAGUGAACAAAUUGCGGAACAAAUGACACUAUUAGAUGCUGAUUUAUUUAUGAAAAUCGAGAUACCGGAAGUAUUAAUUUGGGCACAAGAACAAAACGAAGAACGAAGUCCGAACCUAACUAGAUUUACAGAACACUUUAAUAAAAUGUCGUACUGGGCCAGAUCGAGAAUACUAGAACACAGAUUAGAAAACGAAGCAAAAGACAGGGAAAAAUAUGUCGUUAAAUUCAUUAAGAUAAUGAAACAUCUUAGAAAAAUAAAUAAUUUUAAUAGUUAUUUAGCCUUGCUUUCUGCAUUAGAUAGCGCACCUAUUAGAAGACUUGAAUGGCAAAAACAUAUUACAGAAGGUUUAAAGGAAUAUUGUGCUCUUAUUGAUAGUUCUAGUAGUUUUAGAGCUUACAGACAAGCUCUGGCAGAAACGCAACCGCCAUGUAUUCCUUAUAUUGGACUUGUAUUACAAGAUCUUACAUUCGUGCAUAUUGGAAAUAGUGAUCUCUUACCUGAUGGCAGCAUAAAUUUUUCGAAAAGAUGGCAACAGUUUAAUAUUGUUGAAAAUAUGAAAAGGUUCAAAAAAGGGACAUAUUCAUUCAAGAAGCACGAACGUAUAAUAACGUUCUUCAACAAUUUUAGUGAUUUCCUCUGUGAGGAGGCAAUGUGGCAGAUUUCAGAAAGUAUCAAACCACGUGGUGGGAAAAAAGCACAGUCGCAGAACUAGAAUAUAUCUAACCCUUUCACUGCCUGUGUCUCGAAAUCGAAAGGCUGAAUCAGUGAAUUAGAAAUUUAUAUUUAUGGUAUUUAGAUAAAUUUUUAAUUAUGAGCUGAAGAAAAAUGAUACAACACUCUAGGGUGGUGAAAGGGUUAGCUAUGUCUAUACCGUUUCAACAGCCUCUGUGAGGUUGUAUUUUAAUUUAUGAAAAUUUAAGUAUUCAAUCUAUAUAUUAAACAAAAGGAAAAAGAAAAAGAGAUUACAAACAGACAUUUAGAUCAAAUUGAAAUUUGAUGUAUUUGUUUCGUUUAAAAAUAUAAAUUGCGUGUAUGGAUAUCGAUUGAAUCGAAACGCGUCGAGACUUUAAUGAAUUGGCUAAGAUCAAUCAUGUCUCAAUGUAUUUUUGUAGUUUUUUUCUUUUUGCCAUAAGAUAAGUAAGGGAAAAAUUUGCUAUGGAUCUAUGCAACGUAUACUUAAA
Messenger RNA from Apis florea (little honeybee), 4825 nucleotides. RefSeq names its product C3G guanyl-nucleotide exchange factor (gene C3G). NCBI's taxonomy places the organism in Eukaryota, Metazoa, Arthropoda, Insecta, Hymenoptera, Apidae. Gene Ontology annotation, cellular component: plasma membrane. The record is from RefSeq and is a predicted model, not a curated record. Gene Ontology annotation, biological process: Ras protein signal transduction. Gene Ontology annotation, molecular function: guanyl-nucleotide exchange factor activity.